UUCUCUCUCUCUUUUAUGUCACCAAAUAUUUAGAACACAUUCCAAACCAGCUUUCUUAUUGCCUCUGCCUCCUCCACAGCCUGUCAAACCUGAAUUAUUAGCACCAGGGAUUCUAAUUUUAUAGUCAGAGGCUGUUUGCUUUACUGUUUCUUCCAAAGCAAACCAAAGGGAAGGGAUAUUUUUGGUGAUUUGAUUGGAGGCUUUGUUCAUAUUCAUCAGGGAAUUGGAAACUGGAAACUGGAAACAAAGCUUUGGCUUUGGCAUGAAGAGCACAGAAGAAGAACAUGUUCAAUGAUCAUCCUCCUCCUGGCUGCUCUUUCUCUAUCAGGCAUGGGAACAAGACUUGAACCCACUUUCAAGCCUUUACCCAACUCUGCCCACACUACCAACACCUUCAUAGUUCGAAGAGUGCAUGACUGGCACCAUUUUCAGGGCUCAACAACAAGGCUUCCCCACAAAUUCUAUACUUCUGCCAUGACUGGAUCACUUGACAAGAUGCUGCAAAAAGGAGAUGUGGAUGCCAUAAGAAAGACAAUGCAGGGGCAUGAAGAUGUGUUCAAGAAUCAGGAACUCCAUCGGCUGUAUAGUGUUCAGAAGAUGCUGAUGGAAGAGGUGAGGAGAAAAUCAAUGAACCAUUUGCAGUUCAAAAACAGGGAAAAUCAAACAGAACAGAGCAGUGGAGGGGGACUGAUUUUGAAGCUUCAAAGCUUCAGAUCAGAUGAUCCGAGCAGUGGGAGCUGUUCUGGAGACAACAUGAGAAUAAUGUCAAGAGGGUUUGAUCUUGAAAGGCCUGCAGAGGAGGACAUGUCGACGGGAGUUAGCGCUGUUGAUGAAGACCGAGCCGGGCCGAGCAAGAUGAACACAGGUGAUGGUUGUGAAGAGGAAGACAGUGAUGUUGAGCUAACUCUAAGCAUUGGUGGUAGUGUCAGGAAGAAGAGAUCAAAAUCAGAAAGAGGUGAAGAAUGCAGUGACCCAAGCACACCCAUGAGCAGCUCAAGUGGAACAUGUGAUCAGGAAACAAAACGGCCACAUUGGCUGUUCCAAAGUUUAAAGCUCAAGUAGAAGAAGCUGAUAACAAGAACAGGUUCACAUUAUUAACAAAAUUUUAUCCAAUUGAGAUUCUAAUAAAAGGGAUGUCUGAGAUGCCCAUUUGUGGCUGCAUAUACAACUCUUGUUUUU
Cucurbita maxima (winter squash) is the source of this 1179-nucleotide messenger RNA. RefSeq lists its product as uncharacterized. Lineage: Eukaryota; Viridiplantae; Streptophyta; Magnoliopsida; Cucurbitales; Cucurbitaceae. Bases 292 to 1062 code for a protein of 256 amino acids. The transcript is spliced from 3 exons. The record is from RefSeq and is a predicted model, not a curated record.